UUUACGAUUUAGAGAUCCAUUAUAAUAUCACGCCAAAUGCGAAUGCAGUUAAGUUUUUUGAUUUAUCGAACAACGUCUUUAACAUAUUUACCGGUUAUUAUGGACCAUUUCCGAACAUUGAAGUGUUCAAUAUUUCUCGUUGUUACAUUAUGCAAGUGGGUGACAAAUCUUUAAACUAUUCUUCGUUACAAAUCCUGCGACUCGACCAAAACUACCUUGGAGACCAGUUAUCGGACAGUGUGAGAUCAAAUAUAUUUGCAUAUUUAAUAUCAUUAAAAAGUCUUAAUUUAUCUGCGAACGGCAUUACAAAUUUGCAUACUUCGACGUUUGCGCCAUUAACAAAUUUAACAAAUCUAGAUCUUAGCUACAAUAAUAUCGGCACUCUGGAUAUUAUGCAAUCCUCGUUAACAAACUUGUUAAACAUAGAUCUACACGUUAAUUCUAUUCACACUAUUGCCGGAAAUCUCCGAAUAGGACUGGAAAUAAAGGCCAAAAAAAGAAAUUCUACUUUCGGAAUUGAUCUACGAAACAACACGCUCGAUUAUUCGUGCGAAAACCUAGACUUUCUAAACUGGCUAUAUGGACAUCAGAGAAACAUGAAAGGUUUUGAAUUGUAUGUUUUUCAAUUGUCAGAUGGUAAGAUUAUGGAUUGUGCAUGGUUCAGGAAUAACAUCAGCCACCUAGAUGCUAACUGCAGAUCGUACACACUGAUAAUCGUCAUGUGCUGUAUCGGGAUAUCUUCAGCACUGGCUACAGUUAUGGGAGGUGUGAUAUACCGACAUCGCUGGAAACUCCGAUACCUGCUUUUUAUGUCUAGGAAAAGGUUCUUCGGUUACCGUAGAUUGCCGGACUACACGGUUAUAGAAAACUACAGAUUUAAUGCGUUUAUUUCAUACGCAGAGGACAAUAUCAGAUUUAUUUUAGAUGAAAUUAUUCCAAAACUUGAGACGGAAAAUGUUUCUUUGUGUCUUCAUCAGCGACACUUUCUGCCGGGCAAUGCCAUAUCGGAUAACAUAAUUCAAGCUAUCCAAAGCAGCAGAAAGACAAUCGUCAUUUUAUCAGAAGCCUUCUUGAGAAGCAAGUGUUGCAUGUACGAAUUCAACAUGGCGCGAAUGGAAAGCAUAUACUCAAGACAGGACCGGGUGUGUUUAGUGAUUGUUAUGCUUGAACACGUCCCACACAACAAGAUGCCGUUGGAAAUGCUUCGAUGGAUUCAAGAAAACAGUUACAGUGAAUAUACACAUGAAAGAGAUGGACAGGUAAUGUUUUGGGAAAGGUUAGUGUCAGCAAUACGGUAACACUGUUAGAGUCGAAAUUGCCGUUAACAUGUUUAUGAACUUUGACAAUAAGAAUAUGCCUGAUUGAAAACAUAUUAAUGACCACAUAAAACAUCAUGUGAGUUCUACUACUACUUCUACCACUACUAGGCCGCAUUCGAAUAUAUGCCAUGUAUGUAAUAAAAAAUAGGUAACAAGAUUAAAACUUAGAAAUAUCAAAAAAUAUAUUAUACCCAUUAAAGCCAAAUUUUUUACACAUCUUGAUUUUAUAAUCAGUUUUUUUUGUAAAUAAAUAUGUUUAUUAUGCACAAUAUUUAGUUGUAAUACUAUUAAUGUUCGUAUAUCACUUGUAGCAUUAGGUUGAUCUAUAAUAAAGUGUAUUGAUUGUUUACAUGUAUGACUUGACGAAAGCAUUUGAAAAGUAAUGUCGAAUAUUGAUAAGUGGGUCUCCUUUCUGAAAAUAAAAAAAAACUACAACAAUAUAGUACUUUAAAAGAUUAUCAACCAUUGGGUACGGGUAUAAACAAGAAAAAAGCCAAUAACUAUAACAAGACGGUACGUCAGCAGUCAGUCCUCUAAUAUCGCUAAGUUUCUGAAUGAUUUACUAUUUUAUCACCUCUACUCUGACAGUGAUCCCAAGCGGAAGACUAUUUUAGUAAACUAUGUAAACAGCAAAACAAAAUAUUUUUUAAUAUUUCUUAUUACGUUUGUUUAAAUAUUGCCAUUUAUAUCUUGUUUAUGGUUUAUCUGUUCUUGUAUAUUUUAUGUGGGGUUUUAUUCCUUGUUAUUUAAUGCUUCUAGUGUCAUUUGUAUCUUUUUAAAAGUUUUUUUUUAGUGUUGCCGUAGUGCUUGAAAGACAUAAGAGUUUACUUAAACCAUUGAUUUUUUACAUGUGUGUGUGUGUGUGAUGUAACUGGGAAAUUCUAUUAAUAAGACAGGUGACUAGUUGCAAAAUGUAAACGUCUUAUCAGUUCAAUUGUUUGUCAUCCGCAUUUGUAUUUGUUUUUAAAGUAUACAGCUCUCUGGGUUUAUCGUCAUAAAACUUAUCAUCAGUUUCAAGCCAUUGUUUAUGCACAGUCAGAUUAAGAAAUUGUGCCCAACCAGCUUAAUAAUGUGUAUAUUUACUACGUUAGCCCAAAAUGCCGCUAUUUUCCUGUAGAUCAAAAGAAUAUAAAACAUGGGCCUACAUUCUACCAUGUCUCUCGACUUGUUUCUACAGACAAAGAAGGAAAAUAAGUGGGUAUAUUAUGCAACCAACAAUUGUCGGAACCUUAUUUGGUGAACGUUGUUCCGGAAAUUUCCAGAUUUUUUUUAGUAAAAUUCACGUGUUUAAACGCGUGAUCAAGCAAGUUUGGCAAAUAAAUAAUGCCUGAAUUAUGCAUAGCUUGAAUACUGUUACAGGUAUUCACUUUGAAGUUCACAAUAGAUACACAAUAGAUACCACUGAGGGUUUGUGCAGCACACUGUUACCUUAAUGUAUCCUUUAAUAUUUUACUGUUAUGAAAAAAAAUUGCCAAUAGCACAUCUUAUACGUGUACAUAAUAGUAGGUAUAAACAUAAAACUUCAUAGAUACUAUAUAGAAGAUAGCAAACAUUGAGUGAAAUAACAGCUUAUUUAUAUGCAUAUCUGGAGAACUAUAAAAAAGGUAUAAACUUAAAACUUUAUAUGUAAAAAGGUUUCAUAUAUAUGAAGUGCAGUAUAAUAACCAUAACUCUCAUUUCCACAUUUUGAGAGUCGUUGCCCUUAUUGUUAUAUGUAAUAUUUGGGCAUAUUUCUUUUGUAAGUAAUCAACAUAAGUCUGCAUAGGUAAAUAUAUCCAUUUAAAAUGAAGUGCUGCGCUUAAGAGGAUAACUCUUGCUUAAAAACUUGUGUGUGUGUUCGUCUCAUGGUAAUAUUUACCUUUAUAGUUUGUAUGGAACAUAUCACGAAAACUGUACAAGGUAAAGAGAUUUCCAAAAUUCACAAUAGUCAUUACUUUUACCUCCCUAUUUUUAGAUCUGUUCUCUGGUAAAUGUUAUGCUUAUUGUUUGUCCGAGACAUAUCUUAUGAACUAUGAACGAUGUCAACUUCCGAAUUCACAGGUACAACGAUCUCGUGAAAGGGAUGUGCAGUUCACAAGAAAUAAUAAAUUCUGCAUUUAUUAUUGUCCAGUUAUAACUUUUUUUUUUAAUUUUUAUGUUCAAAUUUGUCCGGGGCAUAUCUCGAAAAUUAUAUUAGACUAACAUUAAACUAAAAUGAAGCUCGCAUUUAAGGUCAUUGUUUUGAAUAUGUAUCGUAAUUGUUGCCUUCAUGAAUGUACGGUUAUUUCUUUUUUAUUUCAAAUUCAUUUUUUUCUUCCUGGAUAGACUAUUUCUCACAUGAAGGAUAUGCUCCAUACAUUUCUCUUCUAAAUUUGAUAAAUUACACCAAUUAUUUUAAUCCAUACACGCAGUUCUCUCUGACAAGGUGCCAUGUGGGAAAUAUUUCAGGUAUUUCAGUAAGAUGUUAGUACAUUAUUAACAAUUAUUCAUGUGUUAUAUGAUUUACGAGUGAAAGUAUUGUAUUUUGAUAAAUUGUGUUACCCCAUCUGUAAGUAAGUUUGAAUUGGGAGAAGUUUUCAAUGACAUGUGUAUGCUUGCCUUUUUUUAAUGUGCUAUAUGUAAUAAAUGAG
Dreissena polymorpha is the source of this 3928-nucleotide messenger RNA. Its product is annotated as toll-like receptor 4. Gene Ontology annotation, cellular component: membrane. Gene Ontology annotation, biological process: inflammatory response; toll-like receptor signaling pathway; immune response. The record is from RefSeq and is a predicted model, not a curated record. NCBI's taxonomy places the organism in Eukaryota, Metazoa, Mollusca, Bivalvia, Myida, Dreissenidae. Gene Ontology annotation, molecular function: protein binding; transmembrane signaling receptor activity. The coding region runs from base 150 to 1298 and encodes 382 amino acids. The transcript has a single exon.